Erinaceus europaeus (western European hedgehog) is the source of this 939-nucleotide messenger RNA. RefSeq names its product olfactory receptor 4K13-like. The transcript has a single exon. Gene Ontology annotation, molecular function: olfactory receptor activity; G protein-coupled receptor activity. Gene Ontology annotation, biological process: G protein-coupled receptor signaling pathway. The record is from RefSeq and is a predicted model, not a curated record. Gene Ontology annotation, cellular component: membrane. The coding region runs from base 1 to 939 and encodes 312 amino acids. NCBI's taxonomy places the organism in Eukaryota, Metazoa, Chordata, Mammalia, Eulipotyphla, Erinaceidae.
AUGGAAAAACAAAAUUACUCCACAGUGUCUGAGUUUAUUUUACUGGGGCUCACAGAGAUUCGUGAGUUACAGAUACUCUCUUUCUUGUUUUUUUCCAUUAUCUACAUAGCCACUGUACUAGGCAACCUCACCAUAAUCUUUGUAGUGAAAUUGGACCCUCAGCUGCAUUCUCCCAUGUACUUCCUAUUGGCCAACCUCUCCUUCAUUGAUAUGUCCCUGGCUUCCUUUGCUACUCCUAAAAUGAUUUGUAACUUAGUCAGUGAAUAUAAGAGCAUCUCCUAUGAAGGCUGCAUGGCCCAAAUAUUUUUUCUUCAUCUUUUAGGUGGGAGUGAGAUGAUGUUGCUUGUAGCCAUGGCAAUUGACAGAUACAUAGCUAUAUGCAAACCCCUUCGUUACAAAACUAUUAUGAGUAACCGUGUUUGCACUGGACUUGCACUUCUUUCGUGGACUGCUGGUUUUACGCACACCAUGAGCCAAAUGGUUUUCACAGUGACUUUACCAUUCUGUGGGCCCAACGCUGUGGAUAGCUUUUUUUGUGAUCUGCCUCGGGUGAUCAAACUUGCCUGCACUGACACUUACAUCUUAGAGCUCUUAGUUAUUGCUUUUAGUGGAGUGCUCUCUUUGUUCUGUUUCAUCUUUCUUUUUAUAUCCUAUAGCAUCAUUCUAGUUACCGUCUAUCACCGUUCCUCCAGUGGGUCCUCCAAGGCUUUAUCUACUCUUUCAGCCCACAUUACAGUGGUGGUACUGUUCUUUGGACCUUGUAUCUUUAUUUAUGUGUGGCCAUUCAGCAGUAUUUCUGUAGAUAAAAUCCUUUCUGUGUUUUACACAAUUUUUACUCCCCUUUUAAAUCCAAUCAUAUACACAUUCAGGAAUAAAGAUAUGAAGAAGGCAAUACGGAAAAUAAGGACCAAGCAAGUGAAUUCCAGGUCAACCUUUUAA